CACACACACACACACACACACACACACACACAUCCCUGGUGGUCAUCAGCUGACUGUGACAGAGCCGCUAUAGCGCCAACCAAGCUACACUUAAUGGACGUGGAGUAGAAUCUGCAAACACAAAUACACACUUGUGGAGCGGAGGCGCACAAGCAGCAAUUUUUGUGUGUGUGUGUUUGACUAUGACCGAUAUCGCAGCGGAGGAAGAUAAGGACCCAGACAUCGAAUUGUUCGUCAAGGCUGGCAGUGAUGGGGAGAGCAUUGGAAAUUGUCCAUUCUCACAACGUCUUUUCAUGAUCCUUUGGCUGAAAGGCGUGGUCUUCAAUGUCACCACAGUUGACCUCAAAAGGACACCAGCUGACCUUCACAACCUGGCCCCAGGGACACACCCACCCUUCCUCACAUUCCAGGGGGAGGUGCUCACUGAUGUCAAUAAAAUAGAGGAGUACUUGGAGGAAAUGCUGGCUCCACCCAAGUAUCCCAAACUUGCAGCGAAGAACCACCAGUCCAACACAGCGGGAAACGAUGUGUUCGCCAAGUUCUCAGCUUACAUUAAAAACACAAGUCCCAAUAAGAAUAAGGCAUUAGAGCAGAGUCUCAACAAGGCUCUGGUAAAACUGGACGAGUAUUUGAUGAACCCGCUACCCAAUGAGGUUCAUCUUGUCGAUGGAGAAUCUACGCGCAAAUACCUGGAUGGUGAUGAGCUGACGCUGGCUGACUGCAACCUCCUUCCCAAACUUCAUGUCGUCAAGGUGGUGGCGAAGAAAUACCGCAAUUACGACAUCCCUUCCCAGUAUAGAGGUGUGUGGCGUUACCUUGGCAACGCUUACAGCAGAGAUGAAUUCACCAACACGUGUGCAGCUGAUGUGGAAAUUGAGCUAGCCUACAAGGAUGUUGCUAAAACACUCGGAAAAUGAGCUGCAAAAUCCCUGUCAUACUUUUCAUAAUGGUAAAAUUGUGCAUCUGACACAAUUUAUUGUUGUGCGUCUGAAAACAGACCAAUUUGCAAAUCAGAUUAUGGCAAAAUAAUUGUUGAAUAAUUGCUGUCCUACAAUUAACUCGAUGAGAAUAUCGCUAGAAUAUUUUUGUGAACGAACACUGUCUUAUAACCGAGCAAAAUGCACUAAAUGAUUUUUUUAUGUUUUUUCGUCUUUCUUCAGAUGGAAUGAUUUUCACUUCUAUAUCCCUAUGUACACUUUCAUAGUUGACAUACUUGACUGUAAAAGCCACUUAAGUUUGCAUUUGAUAGGAUGGGUUCAACAUUUGCACACGCACAAAUAAAUGAGAAGUUUAGUGCAGUAGGCUUUCACAUUGCAUUGUAUUCUGUGUUUCUGGCUGGACAUAAAUAUUCUCUCUUUCUAUUCUACUGCAAACUGUGUAUAACAACGUGAAUGGGAAUUUUUGUCAAAAUGAUUUGUAACUGUGUUGUUGUUUUGCACUAUUCUGCAGCUGUGUCAGCUGGUUAUGGAUGUAAUGUGAUUUAAAUUCAGAGAUGAUCUGAAGUACUUACUAUGUUCUGAAAAAACAAACAAAGACAAUGAACUUCUUUA
Messenger RNA from Syngnathus typhle (broad-nosed pipefish), 1550 nucleotides. It is a transcript of the gene clic5a, whose product is annotated as chloride intracellular channel 5a. The transcript is spliced from 6 exons. Lineage: Eukaryota; Metazoa; Chordata; Actinopteri; Syngnathiformes; Syngnathidae. The record is from RefSeq and is a predicted model, not a curated record. The coding region runs from base 183 to 917 and encodes 244 amino acids.